UGGAACGCGCACUGAUGUGGUGGGGGUAUAGACGAUCUGUUCGCCGAGAGAAAUAGCUGACUGGUGGACCUCCUGUCCUUUUCUAACAGUAGUGCGCAUAUCCUAUACCGUCAGCGCAAAAAUUUACUCCACAGUUUCCGAUGUAAACACUACUUCAGUGGACGUAAACCACUGAUGUAAACUGACGUGAAACAAUUGUAUUUGGAGUUUCUAAGUGGAACAAUAAUGGGAAAAAGCAUGUUGACUGAAGAAAAUACAUCUAUUUUCCAGGAUCAUUUCGAAUUUUUUUAAAUUUAGUAAUGAUUAAUAAAAAAAUUUUAAUUUCUUAGGAUGAACACUUUCACGAAUGUGCCACCGUCCAGCAGUCCGCUAAGUGCAAAUGAUAAUACUCUUUUGGUUCCAACUACAGCAAAGGAUUAAAUUGAGUCUUACGUAUGACUGUUACUGAAAUAUUUGAAGAAUGAAGAAUAACAGUUGGGAUAUGGAAGCAGUAAUAAUUUUGCAAAAGUCAAGAUGAACACGUCAAUGACUGGGAAGCAGAUUCGACAGGGAUUUAUAGAUUUUUUUAAAUCUAAAGCUCACGAGUAUGUUCAUUCGAGCUCAACCGUUCCUCAUGAUGAUCCUACGCUAUUGUUUGCCAACGCUGGAAUGAAUCAGUUCAAACCAAUAUUUCUUGGGUCAGUUGAUCCUAAUAGUGAUAUGGCAAAAUGGGUACGUGUGGUGAACACGCAGAAGUGUAUCAGAGCAGGAGGCAAGCACAAUGACUUGGAUGACGUAGGAAAGGAUGUCUAUCACCACACGUUUUUUGAAAUGAUGGGAAACUGGUCAUUUGGGGAUUACUUCAAGAAAGAAAUUUGUGCCUGGGCUUGGGAACUACUGACCGAAGUCUUUAAAUUACCUGGCGAUCGAUUAUACGUCACCUAUUUUGGUGGGGAUGAGAAAUCUGGACUUAAACCAGAUGAAGAAUGCAAGCAAAUCUGGAUUGAGCUUGGGAUCAAGCCAUCACACGUUUUACCAGGUAGUAUGAAAGAUAACUUCUGGGAAAUGGGAGAGACUGGACCUUGUGGUCCCUGUAGUGAAUUGCACUUUGACCGUGUUGGCGGAAGGGAAGCAGCUCAUCUCGUUAACAUGGAUGACCCAGAUGUCUUAGAAAUUUGGAAUCUCGUAUUCAUACAAUUCAACAGGGAGACUGAUGGCAGCCUCCGUCCUUUACCUAAAAAACACAUAGAUUGUGGUCUUGGGUUGGAGCGUUUGGUAUCUGUCAUCCAGGGAAAGAGAGCUAAUUAUGACACAGAUUUAUUUGUGCCUCUUUUUGAUGCUAUCCAAAAAGGAACCGGAGCUCCAGCCUAUCAGGGUAGAGUUGGCAACGACGAUAAAGACGGGGUAGAUAUGGCAUACAGAGUCUUGGCUGACCAUGCUAGAACUAUUACAGUUGCACUGGCAGAUGGAGGCAUGCCAGACAAUACGGGCAGAGGGUAUGUAUUGAGAAGGAUUUUGAGGCGUGCUGUUCGAUACGCAACUGAGAAGCUGAAUGCCAAGCCUGGGUUCUUUGGCUCAUUGGUCAACACAGUUGUAGAACUACUUGGUGAUGUUUUUCCCGAACUCAAAAAAGAUCCACAGUCGAUAAUCGAUGUCAUUAAUGAGGAGGAAGAACAAUUCUUGAAAACACUAUCUAGGGGACGCAAUCUGCUAAACAGAACUGUAGCAAAGCUAGAAGCCACUACUGUUGUACCAGGAGAUGUUGCUUGGAGACUCUAUGACACUUAUGGAUUCCCAGUUGAUUUAACACAACUUAUGAUAGAGGAGAAGGGACUGACUAUAGAUAUGAAGAGCUACGAAGAAGCUAAGAAGCAAGCACAGUUGCUAUCUCAAGGCAAGACUGGAGGGGUAGAUGAUCAGAUCAACCUGGACGUCCAUGCAAUCAUAGAAUUGCAAAAUAAAGGCGUGAAACCUUCUGACGAUAGUCAUAAAUAUAACUAUAAAGCACAAUCAUCGGAUAAGAAUACUGAAUAUGAUUUUUCUCCUUGCACUGGCAUAGUGAUUGCCCUACGACAUAUGAAGCAGUUUGUUGAGCAAGUGACCUCGGGUCAAGAGGUGGGAAUACUGCUUGAUCAGACAAAUUUCUAUGCAGAACAAGGUGGACAAAUUUAUGAUGAAGGAUUUCUGGUGAAAGUUGGAGACGAGAGCACGGAAGUACGCAUCAAAAACGUCCAAGUCAGAGGUGGCUAUGUGCUACAUAUUGGAACAGUUGGUGAAGGGACGUUAAAAGUAGGCGACAAAGUUCAUUUGAAUGUCGACAUGGCGAGGCGCCGCCUGAUCAUGAACAAUCAUACUGGAACUCAUGCUCUAAAUUAUGCCCUACGUACUGUCCUAGGCACGGAAGCUGAUCAGAAGGGAUCACUAGUGGCUCCUGACAGAUUGCGCUUUGAUUUCACUAACAAGGGUGCAAUGACUGUCGAACAAGUUAAACAAACGGAAAUAUAUACUAAGCAGCUGAUUGAGCGUAAUCAACCAAUUUACGCCAAAGAAAGUAGCUUAGCAAUUGCAAAAACUAUCCAAGGACUACGUGCGAUGUUCGAAGAAACUUAUCCAGACCCUGUGAGAAUCAUCAGCAUCGGAGUGCCGGUCGAGGAAUUGGAGAAAAAUCCCUUGAGCCCUGCCGGGACUCAAACUAGCGUUGAAUUUUGCGGUGGAACACAUUUGCAUCAAGCUGGGCAUAUUGGGGAUUUUGUAAUUGCCAGCGAAGAGGCUAUUGCUAAGGGGAUUCGGAGAAUCGUGGCACUUACAGGGCCAGAGGCAACAAAGGCUCUGAAAAAAGUAGAAUUUCUAGAAAACGAACUAAAUAAAAUAAAAUCAACUAUUGACGAAGAUAAAUCUGGAGCAAAAUCCAAAGAACAUGUUAAAGCGAUUGUAGAACUGACAGAAGAUGUUUCUCAUGCAACUAUUCCUUAUUGGAAAAAGGAUGAGUUGCGUAACAUUUUGAAGACACUGAAAAAAUCUAUUGAUGAUAAGGAGCGUACAGCCAAAGCCGCAGUUGCCACCUCAGUAGUCCAGAAGGCUACGGAAUUGGCUCAGCAAAACAUUGGGGCUCCUAUUGUGGUUGAAGUAUUGGAAGCUUACAGUAACACCAAAGCACUCGAUUCAGCUCUGAAGCAAAUCAAGUCAAUUUCCCCAGAGACCAGCGCUCUUUUCUUCAGUGUUGACUAUGAUAGUAAAAAAAUAUUCGCCCUGAGCGCUGUACCAAAGUCUGCUGUUGUUAAAGGACUGAAGGCAAACGAGUGGAUACAGACAGUCACGUUACUAAUGCAAGGAAAGGGUGGAGGGAAACCUGAGUCAGCUCAAGCUUCAGGCUCUAAUACAUCCUGCUUGCAAGAAGCAAUGAAAAUGGCUAUUGCUUUUGCAAGCUCUAAGCUAGGAAUACCAACCAGUAAUUCGGUAGCUUCAGAAAAAAAUGUAUGUACAAAAGGCAGUAACGAUCCAAUACUUUAUGGGAAGGAAGGCAAUAUCAAAAGAUACCGUGUGUUAAUCGCAGCUAAAUGCAGUGGCAAGAAAAUUAAUCUCAAACCUUUAGAAGGGACGGAAAAAAUUACUAUUCGUUUUGAAGAUGAUAAUGUAGUUCUUCGUGACGGUAACGCCAUUGCGCUGUAUUUGUCGAACGAUCAGUUGAAAGGAUCUAAGAAUUUGUACGCCGAAAGUGAAAUCUUGCAAUGGAUGAGUUACGCAGAUAAUCAUAUUCUUCCUUCAGUUUUAGGAUGGGUUGGGCCAUCAGCGAUUGAAGAUUUGAGCAAAGAGAUUUCUCCAGCUAAGGAGGAAUCUUUCAAGUGCCUAAAAAAUUUGAACACGGUUUUAUUGAAUAAGACUUAUCUCGUUGGGGAACAAAUCACCUUGGCUGAUAUCGCCGUGUUCACUAGCCUCAUGCCGCUUUACGAACACAAUUUUGAUGCAAAAUCUAGAAAGCCGUACCAAAACGUGAAUAGAUGGUUCUUAACUAUUCUAAAUCAGCUAGAAGUACAGAGUGUUGUACAAGAUUUCAAGCUGUGUGGUUAAAUACCUUAUAAGGGCUCCGAGAAAAAGGGUAAAUAACAUCCAGCAUGAACUACGUACGAUCACGCAUAUAGCUAGUUUUUGUCUGUAUUUUUUAAAUGAACUCAGACUUAUCCCAUCACAAGACUUUUUAACAUUCAGAAAUCUUUGAUACGAAACUUCUUAUUUUUAUGAAUUAAAGGAGAGUCAUGAUCUUUGUAAUUGUAAUAUUAUUCAUCAAUCUAUAUUUGACUGAUCUAUCAUAUUUGUGGAAAAUAGAGGUUGAUAAGAAUGCUCUUUCGUUAUCGAUGUUCCACAGAUUUUCAAACCUGUAAUGUAAACUCUCGAAAUAAAUUUUUGAUGCAUUUA
This is a messenger RNA of Athalia rosae (coleseed sawfly), 4392 nucleotides long. RefSeq names its product alanine--tRNA ligase, cytoplasmic (gene AlaRS). Gene Ontology annotation, biological process: tRNA modification; alanyl-tRNA aminoacylation. The record is from RefSeq and is a predicted model, not a curated record. Gene Ontology annotation, molecular function: aminoacyl-tRNA deacylase activity; alanine-tRNA ligase activity; nucleic acid binding. The transcript has 14 exons. Gene Ontology annotation, cellular component: mitochondrion; cytoplasm. Bases 514 to 4047 code for a protein of 1177 amino acids. Lineage: Eukaryota; Metazoa; Arthropoda; Insecta; Hymenoptera; Athaliidae.